AUGUUGGAGCCUAACCAGCCGAGGUUUGACUUCUCAUCCCCACCACCAAUGCAGCAGCAGCAGCAGCCAUCGCCGUCACCGGCGCAGUUCUUUCCGGCGCAGCAUAGUUCUACGGGUGGGAACGCAUUCUAUCCUUCUCCGGCGUUUGGGUCGGGCGGAGUGCCGCCGCCAGCAGCAACAGCAGCAGCGCCGCAGAGCGAUGACCGUGUGUACAAGGGUGUGCACCCCGUUGUCGCCCUCUUUCAUCUUGCAUUCAAGGCGGGGGCGCUUCUGACGUUUAUUCUGGGCAGCCUGUUUAGCUCCAGCUACGUCACCGUGUUUGUUGUCACCAUCCUUUUCCUGGCUGCGGAUUUUUGGACGACCAAGAACGUAAGUGGCCGUCUGCUUGUCUGCCUGCGCUGGUGGAACGAGGUGCGGGACGACGGCUCGACGCACUGGGUAUUUGAAAGUGCCCCCGACGCGGAGGCGCGUGUGAACGCCUUUGACAAGUGGUUCUUCUGGAUCACCACGGGUGGGAACUUUCUGGUGUGGCUGCUCCUGGCGAUCUUCAACUUGAUGUCCUCGAGACUGCCGAUGACCAUCGUUGGGGCCGUGCUGGGCGGGGCAAACUUCAUAGGAUUUCUCAAGUGCAGCCGAGAUGCAAAGAAGCGGGUGACACAGUUUAUGCUGGAACGGGCCGCGCAGCAGCAAGGCCUGGUGCGCGAGGCGGCAAGGGCGUUGUAA
This is a messenger RNA of Trypanosoma conorhini, 723 nucleotides long. RefSeq names its product protein FAM18B1. The transcript has a single exon. Lineage: Eukaryota; Euglenozoa; Kinetoplastea; Trypanosomatida; Trypanosomatidae. Gene Ontology annotation, biological process: protein secretion; vesicle-mediated transport. Gene Ontology annotation, cellular component: Golgi membrane. Bases 1 to 723 code for a protein of 240 amino acids. The record is from RefSeq and is a predicted model, not a curated record.